This is a messenger RNA of Gossypium arboreum, 1509 nucleotides long. Its product is annotated as chalcone synthase 2-like. The coding region runs from base 140 to 1309 and encodes 389 amino acids. The record is from RefSeq and is a predicted model, not a curated record. Lineage: Eukaryota; Viridiplantae; Streptophyta; Magnoliopsida; Malvales; Malvaceae. Gene Ontology annotation, molecular function: acyltransferase activity, transferring groups other than amino-acyl groups. Gene Ontology annotation, biological process: polyketide biosynthetic process. The transcript has 2 exons.
AUGUUAUUUAUAGGACCAAGGCUCUUUGCCAACCUUAACACUCAUAGCAGCUUAUUCAACACCAAUCACCAUCACCACCACCGUCCCCGCUUCCAUCUGCUCCUAGGCCUUUUUUUUUUCCUGUUUGAAACAGUAUAGAAUGGUGACCGUUGAGGAAGUCCGUAAGGCUCAACGUGCCCAAGGGCCGGCCACGGUGUUGGCGAUCGGCACAUCAACUCCACCAAAUUGCGUUGAUCAAAGCACGUAUCCUGACUAUUACUUCCGUAUCACAAAUAGUGAGCACAAGACUGAGCUGAAAGAGAAAUUCAAGCGCAUGUGCGAAAAAUCAAUGAUUAAGAAGCGGUACAUGUACUUAACGGAAGAGAUUCUGAAGGAGAACCCGAAUGUAUGUGCAUACAUGGAACCUUCAUUAGAUGCUAGGCAAGACAUGGUGGUGGUUGAGGUGCCAAAGCUCGGCAAAGAAGCCGCCGCUAGAGCCAUUAAAGAAUGGGGCCAGCCCAAGUCCAAGAUCACCCACCUUGUCUUCUGCACCACCAGUGGCGUCGACAUGCCUGGCGCCGACUACCAGCUCACCAAGCUUUUGGGCCUCCGCCCCUCCGUUAAGCGCCUCAUGAUGUACCAACAAGGCUGCUUCGCCGGCGGCACGGUGCUGCGUGUGGCCAAGGACUUGGCCGAGAAUAACGAAGGUGCUCGAGUCCUCGUUGUUUGCUCGGAAAUCACCGCCGUCACCUUCCGGGGACCUAGUGACACUCACCUAGAUAGUCUCGUCGGCCAAGCGUUGUUCGGCGAUGGUGCUGCUGCUGUUAUAAUCGGUUCGGACCCGAUUCGUGAAAUCGAGAAGCCAUUGUUUGAACUUGUUUCAGCAGCUCAAACAAUCUUGCCAGACAGUGACGGUGCCAUUGAUGGUCACCUUCGUGAAGUAGGUCUUACGUUCCAUCUCCUCAAGGAUGUUCCAGGGCUUAUUUCUAAGAACAUUGAAAAAAGCUUAGUCGAGGCAUUUCAGCCAUUGGGAAUCACUGACUGGAACUCCCUUUUCUGGAUAGCUCACCCAGGUGGUCCAGCCAUAUUGGACCAGGUGGAAGCCAAGUUAGCCCUUAAGCCUGAAAAGCUACGAGCCACAAGGCACGUUCUUUCAGAGUAUGGGAACAUGUCGAGUGCCUGUGUGCUGUUCAUUUUGGACGAGAUGAGGAAUAAAUCAAGAGAAGAUGGGGUUCAGACCACGGGUGAAGGGCUCGAGUGGGGAGUCCUGUUUGGGUUCGGACCAGGGCUCACCGUUGAGACGGUGGUUCUCCAUAGCAUCCCCGCUUAAACAUCGCCCUGUGUCGUAAUCGUCGUCAUCAUCAUGUUAUCUGAUUCCACUUCCCUUGCAAUUUUAUUUGGGUUUAUAUAUUAUUUUCUUUGAAUUUGCGUAUGGGUCUUGUGAAAGAUUUAAUGCAGCAGUGUGCUUAAGGCCCAUGGAACUCAUGUACCAACUUCCUUGUGACAAUAAUAAGUUCUCAUUUCACCUUG